AUGUCCGCUCAAAAUGUAAUACAGUUUAUUGAGAAAAAGACAUUACAACAUUCUAUUCGAGGUAUAUGGAGAAAUGAAGAACAACUUGAAUGUGAUGAUAACGAAGGCGUAGUUUUCGAGAACUGUUUUCAGAAAACGUUACCAAAAGCUUUGAGACUCUCCACAGAGUCAGAUGUCAUUCCAGAUCGACAAAAAAGAUAUGUUUUAAAUGUCGAAGAAGACAUCGACAAAACCGAUUACUUCGACAGCGAGGACGAAUACUGGGAGGGUCAAAGGUCAACAAUGAAGGACGAUUUCUACUUAGAUGCAUCUGAAAAGGGAUAUGGUUCUCCAAUUUCAGGCACCAGAAAUACGGGAAGAUAUAGUAAGGGAGUGGAACAAUACCUGAACAUGCCGCUCUUUCAAAGGUCUUUACGAAAGUUCGCAGCUGACAAUGAUUUUCAGGCACAUGAUGUCAUUUCCGAUGGGAACUGUAUGUUUCGGGCUAUCGCUGAUCAAUUGCUUAUUAACGGCUGCCUGGGGCAUACGAUAGAGUCUCUCAGACACACAGCAAUAAAGUAUCUGAGACUUACUCCUUUCCAUCAAGGCAAAGAUCACAUUUCUUCGUUUUUAUCAGAGGAAACAUGGGAGGAAUAUCUAAAAAGAAUGUCAAGGUCUGGUGAAUGGAGCGAUCAUAUCAUUUUACAGGCUGUUGCUGAUAUGUUCUCUCUCGAAGUCAUUAUCUUCAACGUCUACCACGACGACAUUUGCAGGACUGAAGUCAAAGGGAAAAUGAGCAUACAUGAUCAACACCGUUUGACAAUAUUUCUUGGUCACCUUGGAGAGUUCCAUUAUUUAAGCUUGCGUCCAAAACUAUGGCUGAGACACUGGCCUUACAAAGCUUUGAUACUAAGGAUCCUAGCUUGGUCUAAAGACAGUUCCCAAGUCAGAAAUUAA
This is a messenger RNA of Saccostrea echinata, 936 nucleotides long. RefSeq lists its product as uncharacterized. Gene Ontology annotation, molecular function: cysteine-type deubiquitinase activity. Gene Ontology annotation, biological process: protein deubiquitination. NCBI's taxonomy places the organism in Eukaryota, Metazoa, Mollusca, Bivalvia, Ostreida, Ostreidae. Bases 1 to 936 code for a protein of 311 amino acids. The record is from RefSeq and is a predicted model, not a curated record. The transcript has 4 exons.